Ceratina calcarata is the source of this 2178-nucleotide messenger RNA. RefSeq lists its product as uncharacterized. The transcript is spliced from 10 exons. Bases 71 to 1942 code for a protein of 623 amino acids. The record is from RefSeq and is a predicted model, not a curated record. Lineage: Eukaryota; Metazoa; Arthropoda; Insecta; Hymenoptera; Apidae.
AACUACUGCUAGUCUGCUGUAUGCUGUGUAACUGUAAACCGGAGAAGCAGGUAUGACAAACUGAAUAACGAUGAGGAUUAUGUCAUGUUAUUUUCGACGUUUGAUCAUAACAGCAUUGUUUAUACUGUUGCUAUUCUGUGUUGUUCAAGUGUUUCGUUCAGAACUGGGCUUCGACGAUGAAGUGUCGAACUUGAAUAAAUUACUGGGUAUGUCACAGCUGAUCAAAGAGUCUAAACAGCCUCCCAUUGGGGAAGGAAUUGUAGCUUGUAAAUUGCCACAGUUGGACGUUUCCAAUCCAGAGAUUACGAAAUUUAUUCACGACGUUCCACCCUUGCAAUGUACACCAGAAGACUGGGUGGUUCUCAGUGGAUCGAGGCUAGUCAUUAGUAGCAAAGCGAAAAAAAUUCACGUGUCCAUAACUUGUUUCUUCAGUGAGAUUCUCAGAGAUGACGAUUAUUAUGUGUCGUAUAUGCCUCCCAUCGAGUCUGACGACUCGUACGUUCUUAGACACAGCGAUUUCGUUGACGUUAAGUGUCAGUCGAGCAACGGGAAGAGGUGGCACAGUGUGAUGGCUGGGGUGAAGAGCGAUCCCGAAGUGAAACAAGAGAGCAAAUGGGAGAACGUUGGGAAGAAUGCGCUCAAGUUAAACGUACUGAUGUUCGGAUUCGAUUCCCUCUCGCGGAACACGUUCAUCCGCAAAUUACCGAAAACGUAUCAGUACUUGAAAGAAAACUUGGACGCUCUUAUACUUGAAGGGUAUAACAUAGUCGGUGAUGGGACGCCGCAGGCACUCAUCCCUAUUCUCACUGGGAAAAUUGAACUUGAACUUCCAGAUACUAGGAAGCGCAUGGGCUCGAAAGCGAACUAUGUUAACGUGUAUCCGAUGAUAUGGAACGAGUACAAAAAGAAGAGUUAUAUAACAGGCUUUAUGGAAGAUGUUCAUCACAUUGGGACUUUUACCUAUCGGCUCAAGGGCUUCAAGAAGCAACCGACUGAUCACUAUAUGAGAACCUAUUAUCUGGCUGCCGCGCAGUAUUUUAGACACUAUAAAAAAUUCUGUGUCGCAGGCAUACCGAGGCACAUGGUGAUGUUGAAUUACAUGAAGGAAAUUUUCAACGUUUAUAAGCACCAGCCAAAGUUUCUAUUUGGGUUCCAUGGGGAACUUUCUCACGACUCUUAUAAUGAUAUAGGCGUAGUCGACGAUGAUUUGCGUAAUUGGAUACAAGAUUUACAAGAGUUUGGCCAUUUAAAUGACACAGUAUUAAUAUUGAUGAGCGAUCAUGGACACAGAUUUGCAGAGAUUCGUAACACCGUUCAGGGUAAACAGGAGGAAAGAUUACCAUUUUUCUCGUUUGUCUUCCCACCUUGGUUUAAGAAGGUCUACCCGGAGGCGUAUGCGAAUUUCCUGCACAAUACACAUUAUUUGACGACACCGUUCGAUGUGCACAAGACGUUGGAGAAUAUAUUAGAUUUUGAGGCGCCGAAACUUGGAGAUCGACGCCAAAGAGCCAUUAGCUUAUUCGACAAAAUACCAAUAGAAAGGACGUGUGCAGACGCGUUUAUAGAACCGCACUGGUGCGCUUGCCUUAACUGGCAGAAAAUUCCUGGCGAUGACGUAAACGUGAUCGCUGCAGCGAAAUACUUCAUUCAAUUUCUCAACAGUUAUACGAGGGAUCAUCGUGACAUAUGCGAAGAAUUAACAUUGAAAGAGAUUAUGUGGUCGGCUAAACUAAUACCAAAUAAAGACUUAUUGAAGUUCCAAAAGUCCGGCGAUCAAGACGGUUUCGUAGGAGAUUUCAGUGCCAAGACUAAACUAAAUACCGAGAUUUACCAGUUGAAAGUAAAAACUAUACCGGGCGACGGAUUAUUCGAAGUUAGCAUUAGUUACGAUAUAAAAAAGAACAGUUUCUCGACCAAAGUAAGUCUUCUGUUAUACUCCUAAUUCCUAUCCACACGAUUUACACUCACUGGCUCGACAUAGACUGCAAAUUUCCAGUAAGAAAAUUCAGUCUUACAUAAGGUAUAAAAUGAGUCAGAAUAGAAAAAACUGAAUACAUAAUUUAACCUUUAAAUGACUAUACAAAUGUGUAUCUGGGACACGUCUUUUAAACUGAUAAAUAUUUUGCUAUACAUAAAGAUUAGAAACAGGGUGUCCCAUAAAAAUUGUUAGAGUCAAAA